AUGGCCCUAGACUUCAAGAACAGCAAAUCAUAUAUUCGGGCAAUAAAGCAAUCCUUCCUCACACGUCUUAGGUUUGGCAGAUGGCAUUCCAAGAACCCAGUUUAUCAAUUGCGUGCGCAUAAAAAGGAGUACGAGCGUGUUAGAGAUGAAUACACCCGUAACGGCGAUAAAAAAGGGUUAUCAGAGUGGGAGAGGCAACAGCAAACAGCUUGGAAUAUACGACGUGAAGAAGGGGACAAGCUACUGAGCUAUAUCAACUCGACUGCUGUAUCAAGGUCAGACGAAUUGCGGGAUUUGAAAACGGAGCGACGAGAGCGGAUUUUCGAACGGCUCAGGGCUCUGGGGUGGGACGACAAGUACUUUGUAUUCUGGAGGGGAAGUUGUAGUGCUCGAAAACAAUGGCGGGCUCUACUUGAGGUUUCCAAACCUCUCACUGAACGAAGUUGGACAAACAUGCUUCCUAAACUAACACUAUUGCUGGAAGAAAAUCGUCCCGUGAUUGACGAGCACGAGCGGGAAGGACGUCGAACUGAUAGGCGGUCCAGGGUCGCUACCCUACUACGAAAGUUUAACGCCAGCACGAAUCCGUAUCAACCCAUUAUCGACGAGCUCCAGAACUCUUCGGCCUCCCUAGCAUCUUCGGAAAGGACUAAUAACAAACCGAGGCUCGAUCCACCGUUCCCCGGCGACAGUGUUGUCGGCGAAUGGGAUUUCAUUAUUAGCUUAUGCGAGGAGGAGAACUCCCUUGAUAUCCUAGAGGGAUUGUUCAACGCACACAAGGAUACAAUCUCCCAGAAACUGCUUGAAUGGCGAACUAAAGUAGAAGACCAUUUGGUCAACCAAUAUACUUCUUCGUUCGCCAAAAACACCGAUUCGCCCCUCAGUACUACUCUGACGGCAAGUCAAUCUCUUUUGGUAUCUCGUUACACGGCCGGGUUUCUAAGAAAUUCUAUCCCAAUAAUUCAGGUUAGAGGAAAGAGCGAUGCAACGAAUCACUUAUCGGAUAACACUCGUUUUCUGCUUCGCGCUGACACGAUAUUUAUGCAAUCUCGUCCGACCCCAUGCUAUAACGACGCCGGCGAGGAAUAUGGAGCAGUCAUCAAUAACGUACAUUUUCCCGACAUGUACCAAAUUCAAAACGUUCCCUAUCUCUACAAAACUUUCCUCGAGCCAGAAAACAUUGUUGAAGACUUGGAGUCUUACGUUCGACAUGAAGGCAAGGAGACUAUCGCAAGGACUCUGUUAAAGGUGCUAGAAAUGCCCGAUGCGGCCUAUAUUGAGUUGAAGUAUAUGGGAAAGGUGUUUGUCUGCGGAAGGUGCACCAAUGGUUCGGUUAUGGAAUGGUCUGGAAUCAUCGAACAUUACUAUACGAGGGAAAAAUCUUGGGUGAACGGUAGUAACAUCCGUAAUUCCUUUAAAACAAAACACCCUGUUAUGUGCAAGAACACGCACGAUCUGGAACCAGGUGCGAUGUCACAGCCACUCGUACGUAUUGGCGAUGGCGAGACGUCGUUCAACCCAGUCUUGCGCUGUCUCAUCUGUGACUGGUUUGAGAGGCUUGGGGGUAGCUCUGGCUUCGAGUCGAUGAAAGACAUGCGGCAGCACAUGUUAGAAGUGUAA
Molecule: messenger RNA, 1620 nt
Organism: Rhizoctonia solani
Lineage: Eukaryota; Fungi; Basidiomycota; Agaricomycetes; Cantharellales; Ceratobasidiaceae
Exons: 6
Coding region: 1-1620 (539 amino acids)
Source: RefSeq, a predicted model, not a curated record